AUGCAGUUGACUUCUCAGCUGGCUGGAUUUAUGGCAAUGCUACUGACUGAUGUACCUAGUCAGGCCCAGUGGAUUGUUGAAUUGACAAAAUAUGAUUUUGGAGGUGCAACUGGACAUUUAGUCGCUUCUGUUCCUGGAGUUCAUUCUUAUAAAACUCCCUUUAUGUUGGAUUCCAGGCACUUCGGGCUUGUAAGUGCUUUCAUUUGUGAUGUAAGCUACCUCUUUUGCAAUGCCAAAGACUCAAAUGGUGCAAAGCUUAAGAAAUUGGCUUCAUUCCUGAGGAAAUCAUGUGAACAUGCAAAACCUUUAUCAAUUGUUUUAACAAGAAACACAAAUGUUCCUGCAGAAGCAAAUGCAGUGAAUAUUCUUGUUCCUGACUCCAAUGAGGGAGCUGACUCUGUUCAACUUGGCUUCUUGCCAAGAAAUGUUGCAAAAUGGGUCACUCCACUGUGGGAUAUCGGACUCGUCAGCUUCUCUGGUUAUAUCUGUCCUAAAGAAGCUCUUGCAGCAGCUUUAGGAGGAGGAAACAACAAGAAAGGACCCAAGUUUGAGGAUAUAUCAAAGAUCAUGGAAUCUCAACAUAUUUUUGCAUUAUGCUCUCUGAUUGGUGCCGUUCAAAGGUGUACAGGCCUCUGGCGACUGCAGGAGGUUUUAGGUCAGUAUAAAUGGCCCGAAUCACUUGACUCUGAUUUUGUUUAUGGUGAGUGUAUCUUAUCUUAUCUUGAACAAUCUUAAUCUAUUUUAGAAUUUGGAAGAUAUAUAUCAUUAACAAAAAGAGAAACUCCAAAGACAUGUUAUCUAUACUCUUAAAAGUGGGGCUGUUGGAGUGCUAGUCAAGAAUCAAAAAGUCCAUCCAUUAAAAUUGUUUUUCCAACCAUAAAAAGAGUGAAGAAUGCAUGCAAUGGAAUCUUUCCUUCAAAACGCAUUCUUUGCUUCUCUGAGAAAACAUGGCAAAGGCUGAGGACUAUAGACAUACUUCAUGAUGCACUUCCUCACCCCUACGAUAGAGUAGGACAUCCAAUGCACAGCAAGGUGGCACGGAGACGCUUCCACUCAAAGACAGACGGAUCUUCAUUUGGUUGGGUUUAUUGUGGUUCCCAUAAUUUCAGUGCAGCGGCCUGGG
This is a messenger RNA of Malus domestica (apple), 1123 nucleotides long. Lineage: Eukaryota; Viridiplantae; Streptophyta; Magnoliopsida; Rosales; Rosaceae. The record is from RefSeq and is a predicted model, not a curated record.